AUGGCGAUAAUAUGGGUGCUAAUAAUCCAACGAUCAAUAUUGGCUAACAACAUAAAUUAUAACCUAGUAAGGUUUGGAGCAAAACCAGACGGAUCAGACACGUCUAAGGCAUUUACGUCUGCAUGGAACACAGCAUGUCAAUCAGAAAAUCCUUCUACAAUUGUAGUUCCUAAAGGCAGGUAUUUUGUUAAUUCAGCCUUACUUUUUAGUGGGAAGAAUUGCAAGGUCAAAUCUAUAAAGUUUGUUAUUAGAGGUACCUUAGUAGCACCUUCUGAUUUCCGACUGCUCGGAGAUGCUGGUACUUGGUUCGCUUUCGAGGAUGUCACCGGAGUUUCUAUAUCUGGUGGUGUGUUUGACGGACAGGGUUCUGGGUUGUGGGCUUGUAAGAGGUCUAGCGAGAGGUGUCCUGCUGGAGCAACGACACUUCGGUUCUCAAAUUCAAAUAAUAUUGAAAUAAAUGGAGUUACAUCAGUAAACAGCCAAUUAUAUCACAUUGUUUUUGACGGGUGUAAAAAUGUAAAAGUGGAGGGUGUAAAGAUCUCAACUUCAGGCAGGAGUCCCAACACAGAUGGUAUUCAUGUCCAAUUAUCAAAUGGAGUCACUAUCUUGAACUCUAACAUUGCAACCGGAGACGAUUGUGUUUCAGUUGGAGCCGGUACUACUAAUCUUUGGAUUGAAAACAUGGCUUGUGGCCCGGGUCAUGGCGUUAGCAUUGGAAGCUUAGGCAAAGAUGUAAAUGAAGCAGGAGUUGUGAAUGUGACAGUGAAGACAGCUACUUUUACUGGGACUGAGAAUGGUGUUAGAAUCAAAUCUUGGGGAAGACCCAGCAAUGGUUUUGUGAGAAAUGUACUAUUCCAACAUAUUACAAUGCUCAAUGCUCAAAAUCCCAUCAUUAUCGACCAAAACUAUUGUCCUGACGACAAAGGUUGCUCUGGAAAGGCAUCCGGAGUAAGAAUCAGUGAUGUAACAUAUCAAGAUAUUCAUGGAUCAUCGGCGACUCCAAUUGCAGUAAAAUUUGAUUGCAGCUCAGAAUACCAUUGCACAAAUAUAAAAUUGGAGGGAGUAGAUCUUACCUACAGAAAUCAACAAGCUGCUUCUUCUUGUGUUAAUACUAUAGGAUCCACCUACGGUGUUAUUGAGCCUAAAAGUUGCUUCUAG
This is a messenger RNA of Amaranthus tricolor (Joseph's coat), 1158 nucleotides long. Its product is annotated as polygalacturonase-like. Gene Ontology annotation, molecular function: polygalacturonase activity. Gene Ontology annotation, biological process: carbohydrate metabolic process. The record is from RefSeq and is a predicted model, not a curated record. The transcript has 4 exons. Lineage: Eukaryota; Viridiplantae; Streptophyta; Magnoliopsida; Caryophyllales; Amaranthaceae. The coding region runs from base 1 to 1158 and encodes 385 amino acids.